AUGAGGAACGACGCCGGCGACAUAGUGGACCUUUAUAUUCCCAGGAAAUGUUCGGCAUCCAAUAAACUCAUCCACUCCAAGGACCACGGCUCUGUCCAGAUUAACAUCGCUGAUGUGGACGAAAACGGUGUCAUCACCAACGAAGUGACCAGCAUCGUCUUGAGCCGUGACAUCCGUCGCGUGGGCGACGCCGAUGCCAACGUGGCUGAGCUCUGCGCCCAGGCCGGCAUCCGGUGUGUCGAAGAGCAGUAA
Gregarina niphandrodes is the source of this 252-nucleotide messenger RNA. Its product is annotated as 40S ribosomal protein S21. Gene Ontology annotation, cellular component: cytosolic small ribosomal subunit; ribosome. NCBI's taxonomy places the organism in Eukaryota, Apicomplexa, Conoidasida, Eugregarinorida, Gregarinidae. Gene Ontology annotation, biological process: translation; endonucleolytic cleavage to generate mature 3'-end of SSU-rRNA from (SSU-rRNA, 5.8S rRNA, LSU-rRNA); endonucleolytic cleavage in ITS1 to separate SSU-rRNA from 5.8S rRNA and LSU-rRNA from tricistronic rRNA transcript (SSU-rRNA, 5.8S rRNA, LSU-rRNA). The coding region runs from base 1 to 252 and encodes 83 amino acids. The transcript has 2 exons. The record is from RefSeq and is a predicted model, not a curated record. Gene Ontology annotation, molecular function: structural constituent of ribosome.